Nezara viridula (southern green stink bug) is the source of this 461-nucleotide messenger RNA. Lineage: Eukaryota; Metazoa; Arthropoda; Insecta; Hemiptera; Pentatomidae. The record is from the annotation of a GenBank genome assembly.
GGCUAGGAACAUGCUCCCAUGCUUUGGAACUGUGGCAGGACUCAGGUCACGAAAAUUAUUCUCCACAGUUGGCGGAAGAGAAGAAGUAAGAACACCUUGUAAGCCUAGCCCGGACGAAGAAGGCUGCUGCCGAAUCUUGGGCCAGGUUGUUCUGGCAGAUGCCGAGCGUGUAAGGUGCAGCCUGUUGCUGCUGGCAGAUGCGCUCCGGCAGCUGUUUCCUCAGCGUUAAAUCCCUGCAACCUCCUAGGGCCGAUAUUAGCAGCUCUUGUCCAAAUAACCAACCUUUUACAAUUUAGUCAUCUAUGGUCCUUCAGGCUCUUCAGGUGUCGAUGGCUUCUCCCCUCCUUUCAUCUUAGCAGAACUUCAGCUUUACAUUUCAGAAACAUCUGCGAAAUUCUGACAUCCUCACCAUCCCUUGUCCGAAAAGAGGCAAAGUUGUUUGUUUUGGAUCUGAACUGAUG